Messenger RNA from Rhizophagus irregularis DAOM 181602=DAOM 197198, 450 nucleotides. The record is from RefSeq and is a predicted model, not a curated record. NCBI's taxonomy places the organism in Eukaryota, Fungi, Glomeromycota, Glomeromycetes, Glomerales, Glomeraceae.
AUGGAACAAGAAACUAUGGAGGAUACAAUGGAUGAUACGAUGGAGCAAGAACUUAAUAUUCAAAAUAUGGCUGAUGCAUUUCAAGCAAUAGCCACUGAAAUUGCAAAACCUAAUCUUCAAAAUACUAUGGCUGAUACAUUUCAAACAAUUGCAACUGAAAUUGGAAAUUCUAACCUUCAAAAUAUGGCUGGUGCGUUUCAAACAUUGGCAACAGAAAUUGUAAACAUUCCUAACACAGCCAACAAUAACAUUCCACAACUGUUUCAGGAUUUACACCAGCAAAUGGUUAUACUUGGUAAUUCAUCAAUUCGUGACCGUCAUACCGAUAUUGAAGCGUUAUUAACUGAUACAGGAGCAAUUCCACCUAACUAUCCAGUUGACGUUGAAGCAUUGGGAACACCACGUCUGAUCAAAUUGAUGGAUUACUCACUGCUUAUAGCCUGCCAGUAA